AUGGCCGAGGAAGAGAUUAGGGCAGAAUUAGAGGCACUCGAGGCGGUGUACGGCGGCGAUUGCCUGGUCAUCGAAGCUUACCCUCCCCAUAUCCAUAUCCGCAAAUUCCAUCUCGGAUACUCCACCGCCACUCGAUCCAUCAAGAAUCCCGUUUUUUUCUCAAAGAGACCUCAGAAGCCCCGGGCCCACGUGAAAGUCCAUCUUGGCGGCGCGAUUUUGCAGAAAGAUAAUGGGGGAUUUUUUGGGAUGAUAUUGUUCGAUUUUGGAGAUCUCGUUGGCGCGAUGGAGGAGGAGAGGCAAACCAUAUACAAAAUAUCAAGGACGAUAAAACGCAGAGAGAGCAGUCUCUACAAUGCCUUACGCUCCAUCUAUGAGGACUCCAUUUUUAUCGGAGAAAUCUCUCAGUUGUGGCCGGACCUGGCUCUGCUCGCCAACCUCCGAUGUGGCCUUUGGUACUACCCUAAAUUCCACUCCAAUUGCUAUUUUAAAUCCACCGAUGGCCACACCAACAAUUUGUCUUUCAGCACUUCCCGCCUCAAUCUCCACGUUGCCGUCCUCGCUGGACAGCAGGGAGGAUGCAUGAUUGUUGAUUCGACAAGGAAAGGGAAGAGAUUUCCUGACAGCAUGUCCAAAACUAUUCCAAUUUGGACCUGUGUUUUAAACCGUGCAAUUUAUGGGUAUAGGACAAGAGUUGACUGCAAUUAUUCUUCGGAUAUUGAGUCAGCCACCUCAAAUUCACACGACAGUCGUGAACAAUUCUCCUAUGAUUGGGAUUGUUCUUUGCAUCUUCCCCUCUGGGUUUCAGAAUCUGAGAAAGCAAUGAUUGAAAAGCAAUUAGAAGGUUGGACAAAGGAACUGGAGGCCAGUGGAGCUGAUAUUGCCUCCCUAGCAAUAUCUUUAAGAAAACCUCUCAGACCUUUAUGGAUUUCACAAAGAACUGUUAUCUGGUUGAAUGAAGUACCUGAGUACGAUUCAUGGGAUUUCACACCCAUCAUACUCGACACUUUGACGAGGGAAGAUCCUUCAAUGAGACACGAAUCACCAAGAUGGAGUUGCGUAGACGGCUAUGCACGGCCAUCAAGGGCGAACAUAAAACAAGUGUUUGCUUGCCUUAGCGGAGGAUGUAACCCUUUUUUCCACGAGAAGUGGAUGCAUUAG
Molecule: messenger RNA, 1158 nt
Organism: Striga asiatica
Lineage: Eukaryota; Viridiplantae; Streptophyta; Magnoliopsida; Lamiales; Orobanchaceae
Source: the annotation of a GenBank genome assembly